This is a messenger RNA of Fopius arisanus, 1768 nucleotides long. It is a transcript of the gene swi2, whose product is annotated as Protein singed wings 2. The record is from RefSeq and is a predicted model, not a curated record. The transcript is spliced from 9 exons. Gene Ontology annotation, cellular component: extracellular matrix. The coding region runs from base 232 to 1644 and encodes 470 amino acids. Lineage: Eukaryota; Metazoa; Arthropoda; Insecta; Hymenoptera; Braconidae. Gene Ontology annotation, molecular function: protein binding.
GGGAAGCUGUCGCAGCUUCGAAAUAAAAAACCUCGGGGAGAUAAAAAUAUGUGAUACGGAUUACAAAACAUUAACAUACGCAACGGCAUCACCUGCUCAGAAUGUUCAGUAGCAGUGGAGAACAUCGGCUUUAUCCCCGGGUCAUCAUCACCUAGACAAAUAUCUCGGUGUAGUAAUAAAAAAAAAAUCGUUACGAGAAAACUGGAAACUGCUGUAAAUCCGCAGUGAAAAAUGAGAAUAGCCACGGUGAUACUGAUUGGAAUAGUGUGUUGUGAAUAUUCUGGUGCCAAUGGGAGUCCUAGGGAGAGUCAUCCCUGCACUGUACGUCAAUCCAGGACGAGUCAAUCCGUUGGAGAGGAUCAAUGCUUCCUCACGGAUGACGAUCAUCAUCUCUGGUGUUUCGGGGAUGCUUAUCGACUCUGGUCUAACAACGGAUCAAUUGACCUGAGAACAUUGACUAUUUGCAAUUGGCUUUUACCGUCCAUUGACCCUCGAGAGAUAAUUUCAAGAUUUCCCUACAUUAAGAAACUCAUAAUUGCAAACAGCAAUCUAACAACUCUGUCCCGGGCGUUCCCCAGUGAUGCAAAAUACCUCGAGAAAAUCCACAUCACUGGUACCCAGCUCCAGCAGGUGCCCAGAGAGGCUUUCAAAUAUUUAUCUGAUCUCAAAAUUCUAGAUGUUAGGAACAAUGCACUGACAAAGAUUGAUCCAGCUGCACUAGUUGCUCCUAAACUGCAGCACAUACACUUGGCAGGUAAUCCCUGGAAAUGCGAGGAUAACACAAUGACCUGGAUUCUGAAUAUGACGCAUGGAUCUGUUGCCCGGAAAAUUUUGGAUAGAGAUAAAUUGCAUUGCGCUCAUCCAUACGAGGGACGACCUUUGCUACCAGUAGUUGAAAUAAUAGCGACCCUGAGAGAAGAGUGCAAUAGAACUGUUUGCCACUGUGAAUUAGUUUACGUUGUGGGACGGGUUGGUAAACAAACCCAGAGAAACUUAAUAGCAUUUGUAUCAACGAAUUGCAGUCACCAGGGUUUGAGGCAAAUGCCAGAGUUUAUUCCGGCAAAUACUACAACACUGUGGCUUGAUGGAAAUCAGAUUACAGACUUGAGUCCAUUAAUAACAAAUCCAGUUUAUCGCCAAGUUCUGGACUUAUAUCUGGAUAAUAAUGGAAUCACAUCGAUUGAUCAGUUAGAAGGGUCUGUCUGGCUCGAUAACUUCCGAGUGUUAAGUCUCAGAGGAAAUAAAUUGACGGACUUGCCCACUUAUGCCUUCGAGAAUGUUCUACUCAAGAGUGGAAAUGCUGUUGUUAGUUUGUAUUUGGGAGACAAUCCCUGGACCUGUGAUUGUCUCUUCACACCUGGAUUCCAGGACUUACUGAUACGCUACACAAAUCUUGUGAAAGACGUGAACAAAGUUCGUUGUAAUGCAUCGAAAAAUUUGGAAACUCUGAAUAAACCAAUUCGCGAUUUAACACGAACCGAAAUUUGUAUCAGCGAGAGUGAAACAACUUGGCUCCAUCCACUCGAUGUAUUGAACAUAUUUCUCGCAUCAAUGAUCAUUACUAUUCUGGGAAAACUUCUGUACGAUUAUUGGUCCUUCAAGCGUACAGGAAAACUCCCUUGGCUAGUCACCAAAAUUCCUUGAAAACUUCGUAUUAAAUGGUGUUAAUGAAAUUCGAAUAAAUAGGAGUCACUCGUUCUCACUCAAUCAUAAGUUAUAAUGGAGCCCUGGUGGCACUUUUCUGUGGGAAAGAAGAGAAAUAAAAACU